UGCCAGCACAGUAGCUGUGUGUCCAUAUUUUUCAGUACAGAUCAGUUUUUCUAUAGCUUUUAAACCAGAACGAAAUUUCAGUGUUCAGAAAAUAGUAAAAAAUAAAUUUCAUGUUAGAAACCCUCUUAUUCUUUUGGUUCUUAGGUAGUUAGAUUAGUAAUUCACGGCUCAAUUUAUAUCUAAAGAAUAGAUGCCUUUUGGGAACCGACGUAGAGCUCUGAAGUCCCGUGAGGAUCGCGAUAGUGUUUCGAGGACUCGACCAACUGUCAUCGCUGAGAUGUUGACUCGUCGUCAAUCGGCUCCGGCUCUGGCCAUUCCGCCCGAGGAGGGAACCCCAUUGGUGGUGGCCAAGCAGGAAUCCCCGGAUACAACGGUCGGGAGCGAACUGAUCCCCUUGCGGGACGAUGACCAGGUGAUGGCCCAGUCGGGAGUGGAGAGUCCGAGGCCAUCGGAGGCGAUACGGAACGGGGCCACGGACGAGUUCCUGGUCUCGCUGCUCGAGUGUCCAGUGUGCUUCGGCUACAUGAUGCCGCCGAUUAUGCAGUGUUCCCGUGGCCACUUGAUCUGCGCCAACUGCCGCCCGAAGGUGUCCCUGUGCCCCGUCUGCCGGGUGUCCAUGACCAACAUCCGCAGCCUGGCCAUGGAGAAGGUAGCCUCCAAGUUGAUCUUCCCCUGCAAACACUCGCACUUCGGCUGCCGGGCCCGGCUCUCGUAUGCGGACAAGAAGAACCACGAGGAUGACUGCGACUGCCGUCCGUACUUCUGCCCGUAUCCGGAUGACAAGUGCGUCUGGCAGGGCCCCUUGAAUGCCGUGUACCAGCACCUGGUGAGCAUGCACGAGAACGUGAUCACAAUGGAGGGCAGCGACAUCAUCUUCCUGGCCACCAAUGUGAAUCUGGAGGGCGCCCUCGACUGGACAAUGGUGCAGUCCUGCCACGGUCGCCACUUUCUGCUCUCCCUGGAGAAGAUCCAUCUGGGCGAGGGCUGUCAGCAGUACUUCACCGCGUGCCGCAUGAUCGGCACUAUGAGGGAUGCCGCCGAGUUCGUCUAUAACAUCUCACUGGAGGCCAAUAAUCGCACCCUGCGAUGGCAGUCCAAGCCAAGAUCAAUCCGUGAGAGCUUCGUGUCGUUCACAAAUGCCGAUUUCCUGGUUCUCAACAAGUCCACCGUGGAGCUGUUCUCGGAGGACGGCAAUCUGGCCCUCAACGUGGUCAUUAAAAAAGCGCAGGACACCACUGGAAACCCCAACUAAGCACACACAGGAUCUCAAGUCCCCCCAAGUAUCGACCUUCACCCCAAUUUGAUAGCUGUCAAUGUAAUCGUAUAGAUAUGCAUAUCAAACAAAUAUAUUUUGUAUGUGGCUCUCCCAUUCUGUCAA
Molecule: messenger RNA, 1378 nt
Organism: Drosophila rhopaloa
Lineage: Eukaryota; Metazoa; Arthropoda; Insecta; Diptera; Drosophilidae
Gene: sinah
Product: probable E3 ubiquitin-protein ligase sinah
Exons: 1
Coding region: 191-1252 (353 amino acids)
Biological process (GO): multicellular organism development; proteasome-mediated ubiquitin-dependent protein catabolic process
Cellular component (GO): cytoplasm
Molecular function (GO): ubiquitin protein ligase activity; zinc ion binding; ubiquitin conjugating enzyme binding
Source: RefSeq, a predicted model, not a curated record